Messenger RNA from Lindgomyces ingoldianus, 597 nucleotides. RefSeq lists its product as uncharacterized. Lineage: Eukaryota; Fungi; Ascomycota; Dothideomycetes; Pleosporales; Lindgomycetaceae. The coding region runs from base 1 to 597 and encodes 198 amino acids. The record is from RefSeq and is a predicted model, not a curated record. The transcript has 4 exons.
AUGUCACACCAAGAAAUUGAUCAGACAUUGGAAGUUCUGACUGGCGCAAACAAACGUCAUCCCACCAACAACAAUCUCCGAAACGGCUACUAUAAUCCCUACCUCCUCCAAGAAAAAUGCAAUUUCAAUAACCAAAAGGAUGAUGACAUAACUGUGCAUCAGUUACAGGGGCUAGGAACCACCGCUAUAGUAGUGACGAGAAGUUAUGGGAUGAUUAAUGGGGGAAAUGGAUUCUCAAAACUGCUAGGAUUCUCGAACACAUACAGAGACAAAGGGCCACCUACAGAUCCGUUGGUUCAAUAUGGCACUGUGUUCUCCCGAAAGUCCGGGAGGGAGGGAUAUUUUGUUGUUAUUGAUCCAAGAACAACAAGAUGUACCUGUUGUCAGCGAAUUUGGAAUGGGACAGAUGUCACGGACGAGGUGGAGAGAGCGCCAAGCGUCAUACGGUUUGAGCUUGCUAAACUUGUGGUCUUCGAUGUAAAACCUAAUGUGGAGAAGUGGCCAUUUCUGCCUGAGUCAGUCAAAGAAGUUUUCGAAGAGGCUGCAGAAGAGGCGAGCGGCACAAGCGGGUUUAUCCACCCACUUACGCAGUCCUAA